AGGGGGGGCCGUCAGGGGAGUCCCGAUAGUGCGGCGCCUCCGCGGCCCCGUGAGCUGCCGGACACCCUGCGAGGCCAUGGGGAGGAUCGGGCUGCAGCUGCGCGCCACGCUGGAGAACAUCACCCGGCUGCGGGCCGAGGGGGAGGACUUCCGCUGGUACCUCAAGCUGAAAUGUGGGAACUGUGGUGAAGUUUCUGAAAAAUGGCAGUAUCUGCGAUUGAUGGACAGUGCUCCCCUGAAAGGAGGCAGAGGAAGCGCCACUAUGGUGCAGAAAUGCAAGCUGUGCUCCAGGGAGAACUCCAUUGAUAUUUUAAGUCAGACAAUCAAGCCUUACAACGCUGAAGACAGUGAGAAAUUCAAAACGAUAGUGGAGUUUGAAUGCCGAGGUCUGGAACCAGUUGACUUUCAACCACAGGCAGGGUUUGCUGCUGAAGGUGCAGAAUCUGGCACACCUUUCAAUGACAUAAACUUGUUAGAAAAGGAUUGGAAUGACUAUGAUGAAAAAACAAAGGAAUCUGUUGGAAUUUAUGAAGUUACCCAUAAAUUUGUAAAAUGCUAAAGUUCAUAUCCUAAUAAAUCUUGACAUGCUUAUUGAUGAAGAAGCUGUAACCAUCAGAGACACGGUUUCCUUGGUGUUACUUUUCACAUGGCUGUACUUCAGAAUUGGAAACCUAAGUUGUACUUACUGUCCCCAGCAUGCCCUAAUAAAAUAUUUUCCACAGAA
Molecule: messenger RNA, 724 nt
Organism: Gymnogyps californianus (California condor)
Lineage: Eukaryota; Metazoa; Chordata; Aves; Accipitriformes; Cathartidae
Gene: CZIB
Product: CXXC motif containing zinc binding protein
Exons: 8
Coding region: 77-559 (160 amino acids)
Molecular function (GO): zinc ion binding
Source: RefSeq, a predicted model, not a curated record